UCUUGAAUUGAUCAAUCAGGGUAUGACGCCUUAAAGAUCAUCGAAUCGUGGGGUAUAUAAACGAGCCCCUGAAAAUCCAGGAGCAUCAUUCAGUCUUCAAGUAUUCCAAGAGCUGAUCAAAAAAUCCAAUACACUCAAAAUGAAGUGCUUCGUCGCUAUUCUCCUUGUGGCUUUCGCUGCCGUUUCUUUGGCCGACAAAGCUCAAGACGUCGAAUCCAUCGAACCCACGAAGGUUGAGGCAAAGUCUCCAGUUGAAAAUGUCGUCAGAGACAAGAGAGGAUUUGUCUUGGGAGCUGCAUACACUGCACCUUACGCAUACAGCGCCUACUCUGCACCAGUAGCCUACUCAGCUGGUUAUAGCCUCCCCUACGCAUAUUCUGCCUACAGUGCCUACCCCUAUUACACAGCCUACAGCAGCCCUUACGUUGGUUAAAUUUGGCUGCAGGCCAUCUUUCCAAUCUUAUUCAAUCAAUCAGAUGUAUAUAUUUCAUGUUCUGAUAAUACUUCUAUAAAUUUAUUAUAUCGAUAACAUGCAGAAACAGAGUCAGUGUAUAAACAUGACAUAAACCGACUACAUAAUUUGUUAAUCGAUGAGAUUUGCGAAAUUUCACUAUAGAUUUACGCCACUUGCACAUUUCGUAAAUUACUGUUAAAUAUACACAAAUGCUCAAUAUAAUUUAUCCAACUCAAUCGUUUAAUUUUGUUGAACAACCCCACUGAUUUAAUCUUGUUAAACAAAUUAUUCGAAACAUGUAUUGUUUAUCCAAAUUGUGGAUAUUGGAACAUUCAAAGGAUCUUUGAUCGCGAAUAAUUUAAAUUGAUGGGAAGUGGAUAAACGAUUGUAUAAUGAAGUAACUCCGUUUCUGUUUGAUAAUUAUUAUCUCCAUCAUUACCAGUAACACACAUCAAGUAUACAUAUAGUUAUUGAUGAAUAUGAAUAAAUAGCAUUUAACGAC
Molecule: messenger RNA, 956 nt
Organism: Cephus cinctus (wheat stem sawfly)
Lineage: Eukaryota; Metazoa; Arthropoda; Insecta; Hymenoptera; Cephidae
Exons: 2
Coding region: 140-433 (97 amino acids)
Source: RefSeq, a predicted model, not a curated record